UCAACAUCAACAUCAACAUCAACGUCAACUUGUGCCACUCUGCAAUUCUCCAUUGACACAAUACUGUUGUGUUACAUUGUGUUCCCUUGAUGACGUGUUGUACUUCGUACAUGAAAGCUCGUCAUCAUUGAUCAGAUUCCAGGAAUUUCGGAAUCAUUAAUCUCUUUGCACAUAACAUCAUUAAUUUUCCGCAAACAUAGGCGAGAGAGACUGCAAUUCCCAAGCGCCUCAUCCGCUUCGAAGUCAAGUCAUCCUUUAGACACGAAAUCGAACGACUCGAUCACGCCGAUUUCUCGACCCGCACGACACGACACGACACGAAAUUCCAUUCAUUCCAUAAUCACGGCUACACGGCUACGAUGGAGAUUCAAGAGUGGACCGUUACAGAGGCUUAUGCUCCGACAAAGUGUAGUCUCGGCGAAGGACCCUACUAUUCUGAAGAGCGGCACGAACUUCGAUUUCAAGAUAUCAACAACAAAAAAAUGUACUUGAUCGAUCUCCACAAGGGGCCUGAAUCGAUCAGGGUCAUCGACACUCAGAUGCCCAUUGGAGUGACAGCCAAUAUUGAAGGGGUGGACUCGUCAGAGACGAUCCUGGUCGGCGCCAAAGACGGAGUGACCAAGUUCAAUCUCAAGACGGGAGAACACGAAUACGUAGCGAAAUACUGGCACGGGCCGGAUGCUCAUGAGAAGACGACCAGAAUGAGAUCCAACGACGGCGCGGUUGACACGCAAGGCCGGUUCUGGGUGGAGGCUUUUGACGAUCCGGAAAUCGUCGAACCCACCAAGGCAGGCGUGCUGUUCCGGCUUGACCAUGACCGGACCUUGACGACGGUACACGCCAAUAUGACGAUUCCAAAUGGCAUCACCUGGAACUCCCAAGAUACUACCAUGUUCCUGACUGACUCGCCGGACCAAAAGGUGUAUCAGUUUGACUAUGACACCCAAACAGGCAACGUGUCGGACAAGAAGGUUUUCUUCCACCUCGACGAACCAGGGGUCUUCCCGGACGGACACGCCAUGGACGUUGAGGGCAAUAUAUGGCAUGCCUGCUACGGUGGGUUCAAGGUCAUCCGCAUUUCGCCAGCUGGCCAAAUCACCGGCGUCAUCCGCCUGCCCACUCGUAACAUCACUUGUCCAACCUUUGUAGGCACCGAACUGUACAUCACCAGCGCAAAGGAAGCUGAGCCUGACAAAUACCCAGAGUCAGCCCUGUUUGCCGGCAAUGUCUUCAAGGUUGAUGUUGGAAUCAAGGGCAUGCCGAAAUACCGCGUUCGCUUGGGCUGAACGAUCCUGGGAGUGAGCAAUUUGUGACUUUCUCGCAAAAUCACACUGGUUUGGUUACACGGCCAACUCAAAGGCACGAGAUAGAACGGCGAUCCUCUUCUGAUCACACCAGAUCAAACCCCUUUAUGAGGACCAUAUGUGCUUGGGUGAUGGACUAUCCUGUUCGGUGCGCAGGUGAUCAACAACAGGCACGGGAGACAAGCAAGAGUGGCGAUGCAAAAAAAAUCAGGGAAUUACCUCGUCGAGUCAGCGAUGUUGCGGCCCAAUUCACCAUGAAAAGAGCAGGGUUCAGCCGCGGCCAUGUCUGAACAAGGCUGCAAAACCUGGCCACGCGAUACAACUAGCGAAAUGAGGCGUCUGCAUGUCGUCCUUUUUUUUCAUUGCUGCCCGCGGUGAUACCUGUGGUGAUUGAACAAGCGAGAAACAAUGUGAGAUUGCUAGGGUUUCCCAGCCCGGGAUCUGCCUUGC
This is a messenger RNA of Exophiala mesophila, 1754 nucleotides long. RefSeq lists its product as uncharacterized. The record is from RefSeq and is a predicted model, not a curated record. Gene Ontology annotation, molecular function: gluconolactonase activity; calcium ion binding. NCBI's taxonomy places the organism in Eukaryota, Fungi, Ascomycota, Eurotiomycetes, Chaetothyriales, Herpotrichiellaceae. The transcript has 4 exons. Bases 360 to 1286 code for a protein of 308 amino acids. Gene Ontology annotation, biological process: L-ascorbic acid biosynthetic process.